UAAUAGCUAGACGGCAAGCUACCUUCUAGGGUUUGGUUGUUGAUGUAAUCUUGGUCAUUUAUGUGUGUUGUGCAGCUUUUGCGACAUACGAAACAAAUGAAGGAAACUGGUUCAAAGGAGUAGCUAAACAAGACUCGGUUUUUAUUUCGGGGUUCCAACAUGGGAUCUGAAUCGCCGCUGUCAGGCGUGAACGUAGUGCUAGUAAUGGCCUACGGAAGUCUGGUGUUUGUGUUGUUGUUCAUUUUCAUGAAGAGACAAAUCAUGCGUUUCGCCAUGAAGUCUCGCAGAGGACCGCACGUACCGCUGGGACACAACGCGCCCAAGGACCUUCGAGAAGAUAUUGAUGCACGCCUGUCAAAGGUGCAUGAGAUCCGCUACGAGCCACGGCUUCUAUCUGAGGAUGAUGAUCGUCUGAAGCACAGGGGACAGAAUGGUUGUUACAAUUACCUGUACAGAAUGAGGGCCCUGGAUGCCAUCAGGGACUCAGACAUCCCUUUCCAGGAGAUUGGCCGGAACCCCAGCGCCAUCACGGGCCGCAGCUUUCGCAGCUGGCUGCUGGAGCUGCGGAACUCCCACUCCCUGCUGAAGACCCGCAGCGGCCUGAUCGACGGGCUGCUGGAGGGCUACGAGAGCGCCCGGCACGGAACUGGGGUGUUUGGAGAAGCAGAAUUUCUGAAGUAUCAGGAUUCCCUGAAUCAGCUGGCAGCUGUUGUGAAGGUCCACUCCAGCUCCACCAGUCUUAACCAACAGCACCAGUCAGCAGCCAAAGAUCUGACCAGCUCCCCAGCCCCAUCCGCUCCCUCCACCAUCCAGGUGACCUACCUGCCCUCCUCCGGCCAGCGCAGCAAGAGGCCCAAACAUUUCUUGGAGCUCAAGAACUUCAAGGACAACUACAACACGCUGGAGAGUACGCUUUGAGGCGGCAAACCCGGGACUUUUGUGGUUGGCAGGGGAAACAGAGGCAGUGUCUUACGGGAAAUGUAGUGUGUUGGAAACCACAACACCGUGAAGUGUGAAAGCUACGUAGGUGGGUGACAUGAGAUCUCUUAAGAAAAGAUCUAUACACUGCAGCCCAACUCUGUUUAGAACUGGGUGCUACAUUGAAUCCCAGACUAAAUGAACCUUCACAUGACCACGCCACUCCGCCCUGAGGACAACUACUGUGCAAAACACUGCAGCCGGGAGGAGUGAAUUAGUAUAAUACUAGAUGCACUGGAUGAGUCAGUACAGAACUGUACAAUGCUGUUACUCAGUACAGAGGAGAGGCAACAAACUGUUGUUAAAUGUAGCAUGCUGAACAGAACCAGGCUUAACGUAUCCCAGCAUAGUCCACCCCCUAGCAUCAUUGUGACGUUUACCACAGGUCAUUUCAGCAUAGUACAGUGGUGCUACACAGCACCAACCACAUCUGAACAAAUGAAAAACGAAAUCCAGUCCAAUAAGUGCCCUUCUCAAAUAUAUUUUAUAUAUGAAAUAUUCACCUGUACAUAGAUGCAAGAAUGUAUUUUUAAUUUUGUGUUAAAUAUUAUGGUAGUUUGAACUGUGUGUAGGUUGACCGCCUUGGUGUGAUGUAAAUACUGUGCGUCUGUGUCUUAUUGUUGAAAUUGUGCUGUGGCGAAAUGAGAGUAAAUUAAAAUGUGUCUCUUCCUUGACUCUUAAACAGCACGAUAUUUCAUAGAAUUAUAGAAAUUGGUAACAUUUGGAAAUGUAUAAAAAAUUUUAUGCCAGUGAAAUAAACACU
Messenger RNA from Megalops cyprinoides (Indo-Pacific tarpon), 1741 nucleotides. It is a transcript of the gene ltap1, whose product is annotated as chromosome 10 C1orf43 homolog. The coding region runs from base 160 to 918 and encodes 252 amino acids. Gene Ontology annotation, biological process: phagocytosis. The record is from RefSeq and is a predicted model, not a curated record. The transcript is spliced from 7 exons. Lineage: Eukaryota; Metazoa; Chordata; Actinopteri; Elopiformes; Megalopidae.